Dicrocoelium dendriticum is the source of this 714-nucleotide messenger RNA. NCBI's taxonomy places the organism in Eukaryota, Metazoa, Platyhelminthes, Trematoda, Plagiorchiida, Dicrocoeliidae. The record is from the annotation of a GenBank genome assembly.
AUGGGUCCCACACAACACAGAGGUGCCGCACAGUACAGGGCAACUCCAAACGGACGAUGGCGCCGACUUAGAGCCCCGUGGGUCAAGGCUGCCAGGACACACGUCCAGGGUCAUGCUUCACAUCACACAGAGGACUCUCUGCCUUCCGCUGCUGCGCCUGCCCCCACUUCGAUGCCCUACAGUCACGGCCACUUGACACCCAUCCACCGUCCGUCCGACUACCCCACAGCACUGCUCUGGUCCCGCUUGUACACACUGAACUGCGAACGGACGGUCCCCUCCCGACUCUGGCUCAUGAUCUCUCCCUGGCCCUGCCACACGACAGGGCUUUCACCUUUACAUAACGCCCCUGCUGAGCACUCUCGCUCCGGAUGUGGCUGCCAACCCCCACCGGGCAUUGGCUCCCGCUGCCCCGCUGCCUGGUACGCUCACCACUCCUCUAGGCUGUUACCUGGUGCCCCCCGCGGAACAUGCUACUCGUCUCUUUACCCUUGCCUGAGCCUACUACCUCCUUGCACCUCCCCCGGGUCCCUCCUUUGUGUCUCUGUCCUACCUGCACUCUACGCGUCCCCCCAGUUGCCCCUGGUGUCGGUGGAGGACCCUGUUCGGUUCCCCCUGUCUGCCCCCUUGCCGGACCCCCGACGACCCCCCUCUCCCCCUCCCUCAUCCCGACUCCCUCCACGCCCCCAACCGGCCUCUCCUCCUGCUGACUAG